Molecule: messenger RNA, 7729 nt
Organism: Callithrix jacchus (white-tufted-ear marmoset)
Lineage: Eukaryota; Metazoa; Chordata; Mammalia; Primates; Cebidae
Gene: SLC26A2
Product: solute carrier family 26 member 2
Biological process (GO): sulfate transmembrane transport
Cellular component (GO): membrane
Molecular function (GO): secondary active sulfate transmembrane transporter activity
Source: RefSeq, a predicted model, not a curated record
ACCACGUGACUGUCUCAGCCGCGGGGAUUCGCACCGGUUCUGCCUCCCGCACCUCUCCGCCGGUGAGUCCUCGCAGCGCCCCUGGGUCUCGCCAGCCGGGCCCCGCCUCCUCCGGAGGCCGAGCAAUGGGCGGGGAAAGGGACGAGCGGGUUUAGCUCUGUCGGCGCCGCGGUGGCCACCUCAGUCUCGCCACUGUGGAAGACGCGCGCCGCGGCGCCUGAUUGCGUGGGGCUGCCCGGACCCAAGAGGAAGCUGAACCAUCUAUCUCCAGAAAUGUCUUCAGAAGGUAAAGAGCAACAUGACCUUUCACCCAGAGACUCGGCUGAAGGAAAUGAUCUCAGUUCUCCAUCUGGGAUCCAUCUGGAGCUUCAAAGGGAAUCAAGUACUGACUUCAAGCAAUUUGAGACCAAUGAUCAAUGCAGACCUUAUCCUAGGAUACUUAUUGAGCGUCAAGAGAAAUCAAAUACAAACUUCAAGCAGUUUGUUAUUAAAAAGCUGCAGAAGAAUUGCCAGUGCAAUCCAACCAAAGCCAAAAAUAUGAUUUUAGGUUUCCUUCCUGUUUUGCAGUGGCUCCCAAAAUAUGACCUGAAGAAAAACAUUUUAGGGGAUGUGAUGUCAGGCUUGAUUGUGGGCAUUUUAUUGGUGCCGCAGUCCAUUGCUUAUUCCCUACUGGCUGGCCAAGAACCUGUCUAUGGUCUGUACACAUCUUUUUUUGCCAGCAUCAUUUAUUUCCUUUUGGGUACCUCCCGUCAUAUCUCUGUGGGCAUUUUUGGAAUACUGUGCCUUAUGAUCGGUGAGACAGUUGACCGAGAACUACAGAAAGCAGGCUAUGACAAUGCUCAUAGUGCUCCUUCCUUAGGAAUGGUUUCAAAUGGGAGCACAUUAUUAAAUCAGACAUCAGACAGGAUAUGUGACAAAAGUUGCUAUGCCAUUAUGGUUGGCACCACUGUAACCUUUAUGGCUGGAGUUUAUCAGGUAGCGAUGGGCUUCUUUCAAGUGGGUUUUGUUUCUGUCUACCUCUCAGAUGCCUUGCUGAGUGGAUUUGUCACUGGUGCCUCCUUCACUAUUCUUACAUCUCAGGCCAAGUAUCUCCUUGGGCUCAACCUUCCUCGGAGUAAUGGUGUGGGCUCACUCAUCACUACCUGGAUACAUAUCUUCAGAAACAUCCGUGAGACCAAUCCCUGUGAUCUUAUCACCAGCCUUUUGUGCCUUUUGGUUCUUCUGCCAACCAAAGAACUCAAUGAACACUUCAAGUCCAAACUUAAAGCACCGAUUCCUGUUGAACUUGUUGUUGUUGUGGCAGCCACGUUGGCCUCUCAUUUUGGAAAACUACAUGAGACUUAUAAUUCUAGUGUUGCUGGACAUAUUCCCACUGGGUUUAUGCCACCCAGAGUACCAGAGUGGAACCUAAUUCCUAGUGUGGCUGUAGAUGCAAUUGCUAUUUCCAUCAUUGGUUUUGCUAUCACUGUAUCACUUUCUGAGAUGUUUGCCAAGAAACAUGGCUACACAGUCAGAGCGAACCAAGAAAUGUAUGCCAUUGGCUUUUGUAAUAUCAUCCCUUCCUUCUUCCACUGUUUUACUACUAGUGCAGCUCUUGCCAAGACAUUGGUUAAAGAAUCUACAGGCUGCCAAACUCAGCUUUCUGGUGUGGUAACAGCCCUGGUUCUUUUGUUGGUCCUCUUAGUAAUAGCUCCUUUAUUCUAUUCCCUUCAAAAAAGUGUCCUUGGUGUGAUCACAAUUGUAAAUCUACGGGGAGCCCUUCGUAAAUUUAGGGAUCUUCCCAAGAUGUGGAGUAUUAGUAGAAUGGAUACAGUUAUCUGGUUUGUUACUAUGCUCUCCUCUGCACUGCUGAGUACUGAAAUAGGACUGCUUGUUGGGGUUUGUUUUUCUAUGUUUUGUGUCAUCCUCCGCACUCAGAAGCCAAAGAUUUCAUUGCUUGGCUUGGUGGAAGGGUCUGAAGUCUUCGAAUCCUUGUCUGCUUACAAGAACCUUCAAACUAAGCCAGGCAUCAAGAUUUUCCGCUUUGUAGCCCCUCUCUACUACAUAAACAAAGAAUGCUUUAAAUCUGCUUUAUACAAACAGACUGUCAACCCAGUCUUAAUAAAGGCAGCUUGGAAGAAGGCAGCAAAGAGAAAGGUCAAAGAGGAAGUUGUGACUCUCGGUGGAAUCCAGGAUGAAGUGUCAGUGCAACUUUCCCAUGAUUCCUUGGAGCUGAAUACUAUAGUGAUUGACUGCAGUGCAAUUCAAUUUUUAGAUACAGCAGGGAUCCACACACUGAAAGAAGUUCGCAGAGAUUAUGAAGCCAUUGGAAUCCAGGUUCUGCUGGCUCAAUGUAAUCCCUCUGUGAGGGAUUCCCUAACCAAAGGAGAAUAUUGCCAAAAGGAAGAAGAAAACCUUCUCUUCUAUAGUGUGUAUGAAGCCAUGGCUUUUGCAGAAGCAUCUAAAAAUCAGAAAGGAAUAUGUGUUCCCAACGGUCUGAGUCUUAGUAGUGAUUAAUUGGGAAAGUAGAAGAAUGCCUAGCCAAUAGGUUAAAAUUUCAAGUGUCCAACAUUUCCCAUUUCCACAGUGGAAAGUUUUGCCCACUUGAAAUUUUAACCAAGAAGCUAGAUAUUAUUCCUCCUUUGAAGCUAAUGGCGUUUGUUAUACACACUGCAGCAGAGCUUAUAGCUGGACAGAGUCAAAAAGAAGAAAAUACUGUUUCAAGCCUUCUUGCAGAUGUGAAGGACUCCUGGAAUGCAGUAGGUAUGUAUUGAAUUGAACUGUAAAGUAGCUCCAAAACUUAAUUAGUAUACUGUUUUAGAGCUCAUGAAGCGGCGAGGUUGAGAUUUGCUUUGGAAGUGCCAUAGACUUCUUUAUGUGGCUUAGUGGAGAGGGAGAGAAAGAAGGCAGGGAAAGAAUGUUGUGUCAUCCUCCUCACUCAGAAGCCAAAGAUUUCAUUGCUUGGCUUGGUGGAAGGGUCUGAAGUCUUUGAAUCCUCGUCUGCUUACAAGAACCUUCAAACUAAGCCAGGCAUCAAGAGCCAGUACCAAUAGAUCAAGAGGCUUCGGGGUCACAAGGUCAUACUAGCUAGGUUUGUUCUUAUAGUUCUCUAUCCCCAGUCUUUGCUCCCCAGAUGGCAGUAGUUUUCAGUAGGAAAGUGCCAUUCCUCUCCGUAAGGCACAGUCUCAUCAGGGGUUUAACACCUGGGCAGAUUAGUAGCAUCCUGAGACCCAGCCUGAUAUUAGACAGAAUACCCUUUAUAAUACAUUUGACAUUUUUAGUCAUGCCUUUUUGUUUAGGGUAAAUAGGUAAGCACAAAGAACUCUUCAAAAUCAGAAAAAAAACAAUAGGAGUCCUUCCUGGUCUUUUCUGUGAUCUCUCCUUGUUUCUGAGACUUUCUCUACCAUUAAGCUCUAUUUUAGCUUUCAGUUAUUCUAGUUUGUUUCCCAUGGAAUAUGUCCUAAACUGGUAUUUUUGUCAGUGACAAUCUUGCCAGUCAGCAAUUUCUAACAGCAUUUUAAAUGAGUUUGAUGUACAAUAAAUAUUGAUGACAAUGAUGGUUUUUAACUCUUGGAGUCACCUAAAACUAUUAUGCAGGAGGAUAUAGAAGGAUCACAUUCACAAAACCCAAGUGCUAUGGAUAUGUUAUUCAUGAUAGCUGGUCACAGGUUAUAAAUUGAGGAAUAAUUUCCUUUCAAAAAGCAAGAAUGUCCAACAUUGAAAGUUUAUAGUUUUAUAUUUGGACCUUGACAGGUAAGAAAAAAACCAGGUUCUCCACAGUUAGGAAUAGGAAACAAAUUUAUGAAACAGCCAUUUAAAAAAAAAAAAAAAAAAAGCAAACUGUUGAAGUACAAAAUUGUUUUUCAAUGUGUUCCUGCAUUCUAAACAAUUUUAAGUAUUUAUGAGAAGCAAACCCUAUGUGUGGGGCAUCUGUUGGAGUGGGAUGCUUUUAGACAUUAAAUAUGUACAUGUUUAAUAUGUAUAUAGCCUUUUUGUUAGCUCCAUAAGCUGCCAGUGUUGCUUUUCUGUUGGUAGAGCUCUCCCAUUUGUUGACAUGGAAAAUACCUUUCCAUUAGCACAACAAAAUAGUUUCUCAGUAGAAAGUCUGGAUUUCUGUUUUGUAGGUGAUUCACAUUAUGAUUAAAUGUAGCUUUCCUGAAUUUUGACAUCCUUUUAGAACUUGAGUCUGGAAUUCCAGAAAUGUCAAUUGCUGCAUGUAUUUGUGCUUGUUUGUUUUUAGCCAGCAUUUGCCCUUUCUAUCCAGCCUUUUGAAUAACAGUAGUAAAAUCACAGUAUCUUGGUCAGUCUUUAUUUUUUUCCUGUUUGCUUUUUUAAGAGAGUGUCAUUCAGGCCAGAGUGCAGUGUGAUCGUAGCUUACUGAAGCUUCCAACUCCUGGGUUCAAGUGAUCUUCUCACUUUGGCCUCCUGAGUAGCUAGACCAUAGGCAUGCAUCACCACAUCCUGCUACUUUUUAAAUUUUUUUUCUAGAGAUGAAAUUGUUUUUCUAGGGUCUCACUGUGUUGCUCAGGCUGGUCUCCAACUCCAGGCUCAAGCAAUCCUUCAGCCUCAGCCUUCCGGAGUGUUGGGAUUACAGGCGUGAGCCACUGCACUUGGUCAUUUGUUUUUAAUCUCUCUUGCCCUUCUCCCAAGGCAGGCUUAAAUUGAUAUAGGUGUCUAAUACUCUGUAACAGAGUAGUGAGUACAUGCUUAAGACGUUAUAAUUAACCAACACCAACACAGCAAAAAAUAUCAUUUCAGCCAAAGACUAGAAAAUCCCUUAGAAGGAUGGAUAACAGGAUUUGACCUUUACCUUUGAUUUCUGUCCAUAUGUGGAUAUAAACAGUUCUGGGACAUUAUGCAUAAAGUUAGCAAAUUCUUGAAUUAUGUCUGGUUUGUACUUGUCCCACCCACCCAAACAAAACAAGAGCUUCUGCUUUUGGUAGCCAUUUGUAAAAACAUGUAAGAUUUCACUAGAAUUUACAUUUCAUCCUCUCUACUUGGGUUGAGAUGUUUUGAUUGCUGAUAUUCAGAGGAAUCAAACCUGGAACCAAAGCCUAACUUGCCAAUAAAAAAAGUUUUCAUUUGCUCUCUUGACCAAAGGCUUGAAUUUCAGUUCAUUAGGCAUUAUAUUUUAAACACUAUAUUGAUACAAAAGUAUCUUGCUUACUCUAAACUGUAGAGUCUAAAUGAAGCAUUUUCUCAGUACUUACUGACAUAUACAAAAUUCUGAAUAUCAUACAGUAGUUAUCAUUUAAUUGAAAUGUAGUGUGGUGUACUCUUGAUGGUUAGAACUCUUACAAAUUAUUUAUUUUUAAAUUUGUUACAGCCAGAGGGUUGGAGUGUGCUGGUGCACAGGUGGACUGAGGAAAACAUUGUAGAGGAGUGAAGAGACUAGACCAUUGAAAAGGCUAUUAUCUGUCCAGUGGAGGCAGAAGAGAGGGACCCACUUGAAUAGGAUCCAGUCCCUGGUUAGCCCCCACACAAUAAUAGGGAGACCAGGAUUAGGAGCCAUACCUCUGAGAACAAGGUCUCUUUCUAGAGCAAGUUUCUUUCUAGAAGGGGAGAGUCACAGAGUCACAGAUUCACCAAAGCGGAAAGGGCUGCAGAGCUCAUGGUAGCCUGGGUUAACCUACUCUGAAGCAUGGCGUCUUCCUUUUAAACUGAAUGACUAUAGUACUCUCUGUGCCUCUGAUGGUAAUAAAACUGACAGAUGUCUAAUUUUUUUUUAAGUAGGACCAAAGGAAGAGAAGAUUUAGAUAGUCUGACUUUGCUUUUGAACAGCAGCAGGCAUUGCAAGUCAAAAUUUGUUGUCAAAUUACAUAUGGUAAAUGAUGAACUUUAAAAAUGUGUCCAGGUGUUAGAUGAGUUCAUUCGGCUAUUUUAAUGCUAAUGGCUAUGAUGUUUUAACAACAGCAAUUCUCUGCAGUGUAUUUCCUUAGUAAUUAGGGUUAGCCCUGAUCUGAAUAUAAAAGUGAGAAAAGGGCUACAGUGCAUUUCUUGGGAACUUACAUUGAGUUUUGAAGUUAUAAUCCAUUCGAGUUCUGUGAUCCUUAUUGUUCUUAAUGAAUUGUAUUCCUCUAUGUUUUCUUAACAGAUGAGCCAUAGGUUUCUUUGUAUCAAUGUAGAUAUUACUUCAAAUACCUCUGAGGACCUACCCUAGUCUAGGACCCAAUGCUGGGACUAUGGUACUACAUCCAGUAGAUAAGCUGUGUAGUUAACACUCCAGGGAACACAGUAGGGUACUUAGGGAGGUGCUUUGUGGGACAUGUUGAAGCUUUGAGAGCUGAGCAGGAGGAAGUGAUGUCCCUGGACUAUUCAGGGAAAGAUUACACUGUGAAAUGGUAAACAUCCAGUUGACAGGAUUUACAUUUUGCUUAGUGUUUCUGCUUUUUAAUAUUUCUCUCCCCCACCUCAAUAUUUUCUUUAUCCAUUCUAGUGAUGCCGUAUUUAAAAUUGGGCUUAAACUGCAAAAACAAUGAAGUUGGAUUUAGAAAGCUGUUAGAUCAUUGAGUGGUGUUGAGGGUGAAACUUCACUAGUGAAGCUUCCUUGAGCCUAAAAUAAUAAUAAUAAUAAAAAAAGAAAGCUGUUAGGCUCCUAAUUUGUGAGGGUUUUUUUUUUUUUUUUUUUUUUGCAUAAACAGUUUAGAUAAUCCUGAAUGCAAUCAUUAACUUGGGUGCUAAUUAUAAGAAUGAAAAUUAUAAUGGAAAAGGACAAAAUAAUAUACCAGCUGGUUUGUUGUUAUAGUCAAUGUAUUAAAAUACUAUUGAAAUAUGUUAAAGGUAAAUGUUUAAGGUUUAAAAAAAUUUAGUAACUUACAGGGAUGGAGAAUUUAGAUGUGGAGGUGGGGAGAUUUUUAUACAGUAAUUUUUAUCCUGAGAAGAACUUAAAAAAAAGUUUUGCAACUGAAAUUUUAAAGUAAACAUGUUAAAUAUAUUUAGAAAGUAAAUAAGUAUUAUAGUAAAUAGUAGAUUCUCUGGUGUGUACUUUUUAUCUUAGUGUUGUAAAAUAGGAAAAUAAUGGACUGGGGUCUAGAAACUGGAAUAAUGAAGGACACUGAAUGCCUUUACUGUAGAUACCAUGUUUGUAAGUCUAUAGAUAGGCAGCUUAAGCCAAAACGGUCUUUUAACUGAAGCUUUAAUAAACUUAUUUUGGAGACAUUCUCUUCCCUUAUCCCAUGCACCAUCCCUAAAAUAAUAAGACACAUGGAAUCAAAUAGCCCUUGCCUUUUCAACACAAAUUAGUUGGAAAAUUGUGGUUUGAGUCCUGUUACUGCCAUGACUUCUACUUCCUAGAAAUGAGUAUGUAUGAACGAACCAAUCUAUGUAAUAAGCUACCUUAUUUUGUCUUCUUUGCAACUUCGUAUACAAACCAAGACAGUAUCAGGGUGACAGGUGAAUGAACUUAAAUUCUCAGUCUUGUCUAUUCACCAAAAAAAGUAUACUGCCUUUUGUUUUCUGUAAUUAUUCAAGGUUGAAGACUUUUAGGAACAUGUUUUAUACUGUAUCUUUUAGUUAAAGCAAGUGCCUUGAUGUAAUUUCAUGUAAAUCAUUGCUUAACCCUCUUGUGGGAUGAGGAUGAGUUAUUAAUGUAUUGCAGCCUACUGGAAGGGAGGGGGAGUUGGCUAAUAGCAGAUACUUUUCUUCUAGAAGGUUAUGUUUUAUGCUGUUUAUUAUGUAAAAUCCUCUAUGUGUGUUGAGAUUUAGAGGUUUCAUUUCUUUUGUCUGCUAAUAAAUUGUUACUCUAAUACUA